Messenger RNA from Owenia fusiformis, 2718 nucleotides. The record is from the annotation of a GenBank genome assembly. Lineage: Eukaryota; Metazoa; Annelida; Polychaeta; Sabellida; Oweniidae.
GAAACAAUGAGUGCCGCAACAUCGCAAGAUUUGAACAUACUGGUCUGUAAAUUAUGCAACCAGACUUUGAGAAGUCCACGGAUACUUCCAUGUAUGCAUAUAUAUUGUGUGGAAUGCCUAGACAAACUUGUGGAGGAUGGACAAAGAGGCUUCCAGUUAAAAUGCCCUGGCUGUAGAGAGGAACAUAUGAUACCUGAAGGAGGGGUAAAGAAUUUCAAGAUAAGCUUGAUACAAGAUGAUACUUCCAGUAAGCUGUUUGAGACAUUUCAUCAAGAUGGCAAACCUACAUGCGCUGUAUGUGCUAUCCAGAAUAUUGACAAAAUAGCACGAGUUAUGUGCAUUAACUGUAGUAAAGUGUUAUGUGCUAAAUGCAGACAAUUGCAUGAUAAUUUUGUAAGUGGCCAUGCCAUAUUGAACCUGACAGAUGAUAAAAUCGAAGAUGAGAAAAUGUUAUAUGAAUACAUGAAAGAACCCAAAGUUAACUGUCCAAAACACAAAAACAAUGUUCUGAAUUGGUUCUGCGAGGAUGACAAUAGUGCUAUCUGCUCUGAAUGCAUUGCAAUCAAUCACAAAGGCCAUAAAUAUGUGGACAUACACAAGGCAGCAGAAAACAACAAAAUACUUAUUGAUGAGCUUCUCAAAGAUGGAGAAAACAGGGUAGAUGUUUUUGACACUGCAAUUAAACAAGCUAAACUGUACAGAGAUAACAUGCAAAGAACUCUCAAUAAUGCCACUGAUGUAUUAACAAAUGAGAUGAAUGCUGCUAUACUUACUAUUAGAGAAAGUUACACCAGUAGAAUUGAUGAUGUAAUUAAACAGAUUGAGGAUUGUACGAAUCCAGCAGAAGAUCACAUUAAGAAUAUUGAAGACAAGAAAGCCAACAUUGAAAACACCAUUGACCAACUACAUACAAUGAAAGACAAAACUAACAAUGCAGAGUUGGCUAAUAUCACAAAUGAAAUCCACAGAAAAAGAAAGCAAUGGAAACAAAAUCCUAAACCUGACUUCAACGGCAAAACUCUUCACAUUAAAACACAGCCUGGAAAAAUCAAAAACUAUUCUGAAAGCCUUGGAAAAAUAACAAUCAAACUUGGGAAAGUAACAGUGAAAGAUACUGUAAAGACUGAUGCGAUCACACUUGAGGAAGUCACAAUAAAGGACACUGCUAUGACUAAAGACAUCUUCACCUUUCUUCUCAUAGUAUUAGCUGUAGCUGUUCUCAUUGCUGGUAUCUGUCUGUCAUCUCUAGAUCACCAUGUGAAAAAGGUUAUCCAACCUGAGGUAUUAGUGUCAAAGAAGCUAAAUGGAUAUAUACAAAGCCUUCAGAUGUUUGACAAUGACAAACUUAUCACAGUUGAGGAAGGAUCAGUCUAUAUGUAUAACAGCAAAUUGGAGCAAAUAAAAUACUUUGAAAUUAAUUAUUACGUAUCCAAUGUCAUCACAACAAAGAGUAAGCUUAUAGGGUUUACAACAAGCAAAAUACCCUUUAUUAGAUUCAUUAAAGCAGAUGGUUCUCAUGUUAGACAAAUGGAAGUACCAAAAUUGAAUCAUAUUCUUGGAUUAAGUGUGAACUCUAAAAAUGAAUUAAUUGUCAGUGACUUUGGGGAUAAGUCAAUAUAUCAUGUGGAUAUAACAUCUGGUGAUAUACUUGCCAAGUCAACUCUAGGUUUGUUUGAGUAUCCAUUGUAUAUAGCUACCAAUAGCAAGGAUGUGGUGAUAGUGUCUGAUUAUCUGGCCCAUAGGGUUACAGCUAUCACCAGAGAUGGUGAUGUAGUGUUUAGAUAUGGCACACAGGGAAGUGGGCAAAACCAGUUAUAUCACCCUGCUGGAAUAUGUACAGACAAUGCAGACAAUGUCAUAGUGAUUGACUCUUUGAACAAAAGAGUGCACUUGUUGUCACCUAAUGGAACAUUCCUUCAAUACCUGAUGACAAAAUCUGAUGGCUUAGUUCAACCAAAAGCAUGUGUAGUUAAUCAUGAAGGACAUGCGUUAGUUGGUGAUCAGCAUGGAAACAUUCACAUUAUCAAAUACAGAGAAUAAAGCUAACAUACCAGACAAUGUCAGUGUGCUACAACUGACACCUUGCUAUAGAUGGCACUGUAGUUGUGUUUCUAGGGGAAAAACUUCAAGCAUGACACUUUCACUUUUAGAAUUCUCCAUUUGCUUAAUUUUACAUGCAAAACAUAUUGUUACUUUGUUGUCUUAAUCAUAUCUAGGCCAAGGUAUCAUUUAUAUAGAUAAACAGACUGGCAAAGAAUGGAAAAGACUUAAGAACUGGCCUCUAUAAAAGGCAUUCAAUAUAUAGAGUCAACUCUGAUUCAUUUAUUUCAAAUUCUAAUGUAUAUAAAACAAGUGAGAUAGAAGUUCCAAAGUCUAUUAAAAAUGAACAGGUAGAUACAGAUACAGUUCCCUACCAGCCCUACUAUAUACACACAGAUUAUAUAUGCAUGUAAAUAUUCCUAUUUCAAUGAAGAGUUUUAACAAGAAAUGUGAGAUGCCACAAUUGUACAGUGUUAAGUGUAAUAUAUUGGUGUUGAGUGUCAAGCCAAACAACAUUUGAAAAUAUUGUGAGUGUAAUGAGAUGUAACAUUCUUGUUAUGUUACACUUCUCUGUUGUUAUGGUAGGCCAUAUUGUUGCUAUGUAACAUACCUACAAUAACUUGUUGUUAUGGUAGGUUAAAUUGUUGCUAUGGUAUACAUACCUAGAAGUUAUGGUAG